AUGAAUCCAUCACCUGAAAGCAGUGCGUGCAUCUAUGCUGAGUUACUAGUCAAUAUCAGGCAAGUAUCUGUGGUUGCAAACCUGCCGUCCCCUGUGGAUGGCUCAACCAAGGCCGUGAUUGAUGGCCAGACAAUCCGGCUACAACACCAAUCCCAAUCCAGCACCUUGGUUAUACCCGCCCGGGUCGUAGCACCCCCCGUUCUCCCUCUACCGGAUCCAGAGCAACGGACGGUAAAACUAAGCUGGAGACUCCCUUUGUCGACAGCAGUACCCAAACCAGCCAGUCUCUCGUUAGAGGGCCAAGCUUUGCCUUGGGGUUCCGUCGACAUACAGAAAGAAUCACCUAUUCAAUGCCGAGGAUGCCAUCAUGAGAUAGUGCCUCGGGGGACCAUAAAAGAGUGGAAAGAUUUGCCCAGUGAGAAUUGGGCGGAGAUGAUGGAGUUUUGGCAUUGCCAUAAACCCCAUGAUCAUGAGAAACACGAUGAUGAAAAACUUACACAACGUGGCUACGGGGCAAGUAAUGCGAUAGCGGCCCAGCCAAACGUUGGGUUUGUCGACCUCACUUCCUUCAUGGUCGCUGAAUCGGAUUGUAAUGGUCUACUGUACUCUCCUUCCAUGAAAGAAUCGGGUUUCCAAUCAAGCGAACUCGCUCUAGCAGCUGAUCCGUCAUCGAAGUGGCAACAUAUAUCUUGCAAGGCCUGUCAGUCUGAAGUUGGAAUCUACAAUGUCGCAGCAUCAUCGCUAUCUUUAUUCAAGUGGCAGACGCUGUGUCAAACAGAGGCACCCAUGCCUGUCCCCAACAGCAUCCACUGCCUUGCUGCUACUCUAACCGCCUCGAUCUCGCGGACCGGGUCUUCGAAAUUUGUCGUCCUACCGCACCUCCUGUCUCAGAAGAAUGAGAACGCGUCGGGAAACCCAGCGAAGGCACUUCAUCUCUGGGUGUUAAAUCCUUAUGUUGUAUAUGCAAGCUCAAAGCUCGAGACCAAAAAGACGGCCAUGAAGAUCCUCUAUCAAUUCCUCGAUGUCGAGCAAGGUAACAAACUAGCUGAUGAUCUAAACUCGGAUCUCCAGGACAUAUCUCUGCCCAGUCCCGUUGUGGAAACCGCGGGACACCAUUUGGUCUCCAGCAGCCUGCUCCUCCCUGAGAACGAUAGAAUGUUCAGGGAAUGGCAUGUCGGGCUCCUGGAUCGGUGGGAUUCAGGUCUUGUAGAUUCAUAG
Molecule: messenger RNA, 1218 nt
Organism: Clonostachys byssicola
Lineage: Eukaryota; Fungi; Ascomycota; Sordariomycetes; Hypocreales; Bionectriaceae
Source: the annotation of a GenBank genome assembly